Molecule: messenger RNA, 696 nt
Organism: Rotaria sp. Silwood2
Lineage: Eukaryota; Metazoa; Rotifera; Eurotatoria; Philodinida; Philodinidae
Source: the annotation of a GenBank genome assembly
AUGAAUAUUUGUCGUCGAGCCGUUGAAAAUCAACUCAUUGCAGUUCUUUUCGAAAUAAAAAUAUCCGACAAAACAUCAGUCGCACAUCUAAAUCCCGAUAUGAUCGUAUUCAAUCUUGGUACCCUUUUUCGACUAGUAUCUAUCGAUUUGACACCAGAUAAUGUCUGGCAUGCUCAACUUGAGAUUGCCGAUGGAGCAAUGCAACAUAUCAAAGAUCAAAUUCAAUCUAAAAUCAAUGCUCGUCUCACUUGGUUAACAUUUGGCAACUAUUUGACUGUUCUAAAACAAAACAUUGCUGCUGACAAAUAUUAUCAGUAUCUUUUGCAUAUACUUCCACCUGAUCAUCCUAGUCUCGUAUCGAUUUACAAUAAUAUGGGUUUAAUGUAUACACUGAUGAAUAAUAAUGAAAAAGCAUUGGAGUGUUUUGAGAAAACAUUCGAAUUUCAUGCUCAAUCUUCGUCACAAGCAGUUGAACAAACAGAUUCACUAAUGUCGGUUUUACGAUCUUCUCAUGAUUCCACUAAUCGUCAAUUAGCUACACUCAAUAAAUUAGCUGAAAUGAGCUAUCGUCUCGAAGAUUAUCCAACAGCACUUGAUUUUUAUCGUCAAGCAUACGACAUGACAGAUGACGAAAAGUUGCGUGAAUUAUAUCAAGCUAAAAUAGAAUUUCUUUCUUGUUUUUGUCGUAGUCGUUAA